This is a messenger RNA of Populus trichocarpa (black cottonwood), 1092 nucleotides long. RefSeq lists its product as uncharacterized. The coding region runs from base 114 to 824 and encodes 236 amino acids. The transcript is spliced from 2 exons. Gene Ontology annotation, molecular function: zinc ion binding. The record is from RefSeq and is a predicted model, not a curated record. NCBI's taxonomy places the organism in Eukaryota, Viridiplantae, Streptophyta, Magnoliopsida, Malpighiales, Salicaceae.
AUAUAGAUAUUUGACCUCUAAUAAUCUCUCUAUCAGAAACCCAUAAUUUUUAGCCCUAUAUAAUGCCUGCUUAGGUAAAUUGUUAGACGCCGCAAAAAAAACAAGAAAAAACCAUGAAAUACAGUGAGAUAGUUCACUAUAGCCACCCUCAACACAAGCUGAGAUUUGAGUACUCAGAAUUUCCAUUCAAGUGUGAUGGCUGCAAGGAAGUUGGGAUUGGAUCGCGUUACAAAUGCACCGUGUGUGAUUUUGAUCUCCAUAUGCAAUGUGCCAUCCCCUCUCCCGCAUUCUCCCACUCUUUCUACACCAAAUGUUCCUUCCAAUUCUUCUCGAGACCUCCUGGUGACAAGCCUCGCAAUUGUAACGCGUGCGAAAGGGAGGUCACGGGCUUCCUUUACCAUUGCAAAGACUGUGGAUUUGAUCUUCAUCCUUGUUGUGCGAAGUUGCCUAUGGUUCUUGACGAUGGAGAAAUUAAGCUAUAUCUGUACAGGAAGGUGAGUGCAUCAUGUCAAAAAUGUGGACGUAAAGGCAGGAGUUGGAGUUACAGAUCUUCAUGCAAGAAGUACAAUUUGCAUGUGGCCUGUGUUAAGGACAUGCUCGUGGAGAAUUGGCAAGGGUACUUGGGUGAAAAGAGUGUUAGGAAAUUUGAUACGAGGAUUCCUAGCUUGAAAAAUACACUCCUUACUCAUAACAAGAGCAACAGUAAGGCCAAGAAAGGUUUGGAGAUGGCUGGAUUGGCCCUUCAGUUUGUUAUAUCGGCGGUGCUAGGCGACCCAACAAGUCUUAUAGCAGGGGUGAUUGGUACUAUGAUUUCAAAAGCUUGAUUCCACUACAGGCCCAGAACAAGACCAAGCUAGGCUUAAAAAAGGGAUGCUUCCAUAUGGGUUGUGAUUCCAACUUGCGAUGUAAAGACAGGGUGGCUCGGUGUAAAAGAGUCAAGACUGAAGUCCAUUAUCGUGAAUUGCAACGCGAUUGAAGAGUGAACCCAACUUUUUUUAAUUUAAUUAAUUAAUCCAUCCUAAAUAUUAUUAUCAUCUAUGAUUUUUCACUAUUCAGUGAACUUAAAUUUCAUUUUAGUUCCUUAAUUUUUCA